CUGUGACUACCUUCCCGAGAGCAGAGAGCUGAUGGGAGGUGAUGAAGCACAACUGACAUAGCAACAAUGGGCGAGAUGGACGAAGAGCGAGUCACGUGAAGAUCACACAUAAGCUUUCGGAUUUUUUUAUUGCGCUAAACUUAUUCCAUCCUUGCCACUCGAAAAAGUAACUUUGACCGAGGUUAUCCGCCCGCUCGUUUACUAAUCGAAAAUAUUGAGUCUUCUAUUUUACAAAUUCAGAAUUCAUUUUCCUCCGACGGGUGUUGGAUGUUGAUUAAGUUUCGCAUGAUGGGUAAUGGCCCAUCGCCUAUGGGCGGGAAAUUCGAAGGUGACCGCUAGUCAAAUAUGGUAUUUAAUUGGCAGGAGUCCGGCACCUGCAGAGAACUCGGAGUAUUCAACGUGACCAGACGCUGUUUUGUUUUCUCUCAGUUCUGCUUCUUGGUUGGUCUUCACCCUUUACGCAAUCCACUGGUCGACGCGCUGACAGUUAAAAGGGCAAGAGAAACAUGGCGAAAGGACGAUCUUCUCACGCACACACUUACAAAACAGAUUUUCUUUUUACUGUUUUAUUUCAUAGCUUUUUAUUAAUUAUUAUUUUUUUUUCAGCAUUAAUCCCAUCUCGUUACAUCUUUACGGCACUGAUCUCUAUUGGCCUAGCUAUUAUUUAUGGAUUGAAGGUCAAUUUAAGUGUGGCCAUUGUCGUCAUGAUUAAUUCAACGGAAUUAGCAUUAAUGGCGUCAUCGGAAUCCCACCAAGAUACCCAUCACACUUUCUCUAACGGAACGGGAUCUGCUGGCGUACCUGAAUUUGCUUGCGCAGCUCAAGAUACUGGAACCAACAAGACCGUGGUCGCUCAGGAUGGACCAUUCGCUUGGCCCGAACCUGUUCAAGGAUUGGUGUUGUCCGCAUACUUCUGGGGUUACCUCUUGACUCAAAUUCCAGGGGGGAUGAUAGCUGAAAAGUAUUCGGCAAAGUGGGUCAUUUGGGCUUCCGUACUCGUUAACGUCGUUUUUACAAUCUUGACACCGCUCGCGUCGAAUAUCAGUUACAUUGCUGUCCUCGUUGUCCGAUUCAUCGAAGGACUCGGCGCUGGAGUAUCACUUCCAGCCAUUCACGUCAUGCUGACAAAGUGGGUUCUGACGGAAGAGAGAAAUCUAAUGUCUUCUUUGGCUUAUGCCGGUAUGGCGUUGGGUACCGUCAUCUCACUUCCAUUUUCGGGAAUUUUAGCCGCCUCAUGGGGCUGGGAAUCGGUUUUUUACGUUCAAGGAGGUCUGGCAAUGAUCUGGUGCGUUUUAUGGCUCAUCUUUGUCUUCGAUUCACCGGAAGAUCAUCCGCGAAUUCAUCCGGCUGAAUUGGAACUUUUCGAGGCUGAACACCCCCAUGAUGUUGACGAAACUAUUUCUAACGGGGUCCAAAAAGAAGAAGAACAGAGCAUGUCAGCCACAGAAGUAGUUGUGGCGGUCCCCGCCAAAGACGAUAAAAAUAAGCCGAAACCCAAGAAAGUCCACCACGGACACCAUUGGCAUGGAUUCCAUGGUUGGCACGGAUUUCACGGAUGGCACGGGUGGCACGCAGGACACAAACACCACGAACAUCCUAAACUCCAUAAAGAACAUCUUAAAAAGCAAGGCCACGCUCAUCACGGUGGACACGGACAUGCGAAUUUGCCAAUUCCAUGGAGAGCUCUCGCUACUUCCGGGCCUUUCUGGGCCAUCCUUGUGGCUCACACAUGCAACAAUUUUGGCUGGUACAUGCUCUUAGUUGAGUUACCCACCUACAUGAAAGCUAUUUUGCGCUUCAAUAUCAGUCAGAAUGCCGGGUUGUCCGCCAUUCCAUACGUGUCGUUGUGGAUAUUCAGUAUCAUUUGGAGUAAUCGUUUAGAUUGGGCAAAAGGCAAGGGGUGGAUCUCCACCACAACUGUGCGGAAGUUGUCAACAGCUGUCGGAUCUUUGUUGCCCGCUGCCUGUUUCAUUGGUGUCAGCUUGGUUGGAUGCGAUCGCCAAGCAGCCGUGGCUCUGAUGACUGUCGGUACCAUGUUCAUCGCCGGAAUGUAUUGCGGAUUUCUUACCAAUCACGUUGAUAUCGCACCCAAUUACGCUGGAACUUUAAUGGCUCUGACGAAUACGGCGGCUACGAUUCCGGGAUUUAUCGUUCCAGCCUUUGUCGGUCAACUAACCCACGGAAAUCAAACUUUGGGCCAAUGGCAAAUCAUUUUUUUCACCACGGCAGCUGUUCUCGGCCUAGAGUUUGUCGUUUACACAGUGCUGGGAUCUGGAGAAGAGCAACCUUGGAACCAUGUCGGUAGUCACAAAGCUGAAUUAAACAAGGAUACAACUAUCAGGGGAAUCCAGCAGGAACCUGAAACAGAACAGCUGGAUGCUGAAAAAAGAGAAAACGCAUAGAAAUCUUAUCUUUUUCAACAAACUAACAAAAAAGAGCUCAUUCAUGCUCCUUAAACUUCUCAUGCUGAGAGUUUCUGUGUGACCUAUAACGAACACUAAUAAAAUGGACAACGUGUA
Molecule: messenger RNA, 2519 nt
Organism: Daphnia pulex (common water flea)
Lineage: Eukaryota; Metazoa; Arthropoda; Branchiopoda; Diplostraca; Daphniidae
Product: putative inorganic phosphate cotransporter
Exons: 11
Coding region: 507-2402 (631 amino acids)
Biological process (GO): monoatomic anion transport; transmembrane transport
Molecular function (GO): transmembrane transporter activity
Source: RefSeq, a predicted model, not a curated record